AUGGCAUCGAAGUGUGUUCUUGAUAUAUGUGAUGAACAUCUAAUACAUAUUGCUAGUCAUUUAUCUCAAAACGACUGCCGUAAACUCAUAGCAUCGCUGCGAUAUGAGUCCUAUGAAAUGCCUACAAAUUUAACAGAAGACGAGACAAAAAUACCAAAAGAUAUUCCUUGUAUUAAACUUCUGUUCGACUAUAGCAACGGAACUGAACCAUGGCAAGGUGAAAACAAGACACAUGAACAAAUAUCACGCAGGCUACGUCAAAUAGGCAAGAGCGAUUUAGCCGAUUGGUUGGGAAAGGCCGUUUUCCAUCAGUUCGCAAAAGAUAUUAAUGAUACGCUACUCCAAAAUCCAUUUGCGGAAUAUCGUACUCAGAGUGCACUUAACACUAAAUUACUCAAUGAUAAAGAGACGUUCGUAGAAGCCGAAUGGGAUAACAUUGAUAUUAUGUUAUGGAUGGUCUUAGCUGGUUUACUUGUAAGCUUGGCUUUCUCGUGUUGUCGUAUUUUGUAUCUGUCCUGUGCGAGAAUUAAAAGGCGUUCAACAAAUGAGGAGACGAUACCUCUAUUGAAAUAAGCAAAAGCAUUACAUAGUACUUUUUUUAUAAAGUAUACACAUACAUACAUAUCUAUAGUUUUAUAAAUAUAUUUCUUCUAAAUUAC
Vanessa tameamea is the source of this 659-nucleotide messenger RNA. RefSeq lists its product as uncharacterized. The record is from RefSeq and is a predicted model, not a curated record. Lineage: Eukaryota; Metazoa; Arthropoda; Insecta; Lepidoptera; Nymphalidae. The transcript is spliced from 2 exons. Bases 1 to 573 code for a protein of 190 amino acids.